Messenger RNA from Rotaria sp. Silwood2, 1209 nucleotides. The record is from the annotation of a GenBank genome assembly. Lineage: Eukaryota; Metazoa; Rotifera; Eurotatoria; Philodinida; Philodinidae.
AUGAAUAUUGUUUUUUAUGAACAUGAAAAUGCUAGAUGGAUACAUUUGUUUUCAGUACCAUGGCCAUCAAAUCGACAAGAUCAACGAAAAGUACCUAUCAUCAAUGGCAAAUAUAAUAUAUCAGUUACAUCCGAUGUUAAAUAUACUCACUAUAUCAAUCACGUUAAUAUUACAACAAAUGAUGAAAUGUUGAAGAUUAAUGAAAAAUUUAAUCGAGUUCGUGAACUUACAACUUGUUUAUCAAUUGAUAGAAAAUUACCACGACACAUAACUAGACUAAUUCUCACUAUCAGUUCAAUGAUGUCUACUUCACAAGAACAUAUUUGUCAUUUAAUUGUUGAACGUCGUUUAACAGAUGAAAAUGAAAUUCAGAAACUUGCUCAUCAAUUUCCUAAUGUAGAAUAUUUAGAAUUAUUAUUUCCAUUUGGAAAAAUCAUCAUUUCUUCUUUGACACGUCGAUCUUAUAUAGAAGCAAAAUAUGUUCAAAAAGCAUUUUUACGUUCAUUACCAGCAUCAAAUCAAAUGCGUUCAUCAACACGUACUAUUAAACGAUGGUCUGUAAUGAAAAGUUCAAUAUCAACAGCUAAUACUGGAAAUGAAAAUGAUGAUGAUACAUCACAUACAUUAAAAGUCAACAAUCGACAAUUAUUAACUAGACGAUUAACAGCACCAUCUGAUAAUGAUACAACAACAGAUAAUCCACCAGCAAUAUGGAAUAUGAAUAUAUAUUUAUAUGAAGGAGCUCGUCAUCGUAAUGUUCCAAUGAUGCUUCAUGCAUUAGCUCUUGGUGCUGAUAAAAAUUUUUUUAAUGAACAUGAUCAUGGACGAACACCAUUAAUUCAAACAAUAUUAAGUAGAUCAAUAGCAGCUGCAGAAUUUCUUUUGACAAAUAAUGCAAAAGUAAAUUUAGCUGAUGAAGAUGGUAGAACACCUCUUCAUUAUGCAACACCAUUAGCAAAUAAAGGACGAGGACCAAUUAUACUUUUACUUAAACGUGGGGCUGAUCCAUUAUUAAAAGAUCAUAAUGGUAUUGAUGCAUGUUCACUUUCCAUGACUAUCGGUGAUCCUGAUGUAAUAACAUGGUAUCGUUUAAUAGCAUUACAUGAACAAAUGAAACAAGAAGAUGCUGAUGCAGAAAAAACUUAUAUAUCAAUAUUAGAUGAUCCUGUGUAUAUGAAAGAAAUAGCAAGGACACCAUCAUUUUCAUGA